UAUUUGCAGUGCAAUAGGAAAGACAUGUAAUUUCAGCAGAUCCACACUCACAAGAAUUAAAAGCACCCUUACACACACACACACACACACACACACACACUCUCUCGUAAAGUUAGAAGCACAACCCAUAAACCAUCAUUGUCUCUCUCUCUCUUUCUUUUUUAACUUUGGUCAUGUGGUUCUUUUCUUUCUUUGCAAACCAUGCAUAUGGAGGACACUCAUCAUUCCACUCUGUAAAAUAUCCAAUCCUUGGUUCCCUUGAUGCUUGACACCAGAGCUCUUUCAAUCAUUUUCAACACUCGGGUUGAGUCAUACAACAAAGUGAUAAAAGAAAUGGAGGUUUCAUUGAACUCUUGGACUACCCAGUUGUUUGUUUGGUGAGUCUUUGUAGUUUUGGGGGUUUCAAGAAAUUUUCAGAAUUUGGUUUUUUAAGAAGAGCCAUUUCGAGCUUGUUUGUGAUCUGUGAAGUCAUUUCUUUGAUGGGUUUUGUCUAGGGCUAGUAUUUGUAGUUAGAUAUAGAGGGGGAAAGCAAGGAAUCUAUCGUUUACCAUGUUUUUUUUCUCUUUAAUUCUCUGUCUGUACGAAAAAAAAUUCAAAAAUUUCUCUUUGAACCUGUGUUUUUCUUGUAUUUUUGCAAACCAAAGAAACAUUUAUCCUUUUUAGGUAUUUUAGAGUGAACUUUAAAUCUGGAAUCUGAUAUUGAAGCAAGUUCCAUUUCUUCUAAGUUGUACUUCAUGCAAUACAGUGACUAUUGCAAUUCAUGUUGUUGAUAUAUAUAUAUAUAUAUAUCUUCAGUUCAACAUUUUGGGUUUUAACUUUGAAACCUUUUCUUUUGUGGAUUUCUGAAAUGAAACAAAUUUCUUGAAAUUUCAAUUCUUCUGUCAUUUUCGAGAGAAAUGGAUUUUCUGUCAUAAGGAAAGUUUAGGCAUUGGGUCCAUAAUAUUGCUAUUUUCACAGUAAAUGGCGUAUUUUGAGUAAAUUGUGUUUUGAAAUCUUGUUGAAAUGGCUGAAAUCAGAGUUACAAGGUUAGACCAGGGUCAAACCAAGGUCAGAAAUGUUCCAAUUGCAGUGACCCCAGAAGGAUUCUGGUGUUGCCCUUCACCUGUUGUGUUUCAAAAGACCCUCAAAACACAAAACCCUUUGAACAAGCCCAAACCAUCCCCUUCAGCACCCAAGGCCUCUUCCCAAAAGAAACAAACUCCAUUAACCGAGAAAAAACCAACAUCAAAUCCAUCACGACCAGGAAUUGUGUCCAAUGAACAAAUAAAUCCCGUCUCUGAUACACCUAUUGUUAUUGCACCAGUAGUUACUGAGAGAAUGCCACGACCCAAGGUUGAAAAUUUACCAAGGAAGGUGUCAAUUGAGUUUGGUGAACCGAGAACCAGUGAUUUGAAGGUAGUUUUGCAUGGCAAGCAGGGUUUUGCAGUGAGGUUGAGUGUUCACAAGAAUAUUCUUGUAGAGAAUAGCAGUUUUUUUGCGGACAAAUUGUCUGAACAGCAGUACUCAGGUUUACCGUGUCUUGAAAUUGAUGAUUGUGAGGAUGUAGAAAUAUAUGUUGAAACUGUGGGACUGAUGUAUUGCAAAGAUUUGAAACAGCGGCUGAUUAAGCAAAAUGUUUCACGUGUACUGCGAAUCCUGAAGGUUGCAGAACAGCUUGGGUUCAACUUGUGCAUACAGUCAUGUUUGGAAUACUUGGAAGCCACCCCUUGGGUCGGUGACGAAGAAGAGGAAAAGGUGGUUUCUUCAGUCCUCCGUCUUCAAGGGGAGGGUAUUGGGGUCAACCCCGUCUUAAAACGAGUGUCUUCCAAUACUUCAAAUCCCCCCAAAGACACAAUUUCUCACAUAUUGGAACUUGUGCUUAAUAGCAACGAGGAGAGAGGCCGACGUGAAAUGAAAUCUGUAGUCCUGAAGCUACUUAGGGAAAACAGCUGUCUUCCAAGCUCGUCAGGCGUGGCUGACAUUUGCAAUGAAACAAUUUACAGCUCGUGCCGAAAUUGCUUGAAUUCACUGUUGUCUCUGUUCAGACAAGCUUCACGUGCAGAGUUUGCAGAUAAACCCAUGGAUAGCAGAGAACCCGUGGUGAAACAGAUAGCUCUAGAUGCCGAUAACCUCUCGUGGUUGCUUGAGAUUUUAGCAGACAGGCAAGCAGCAGAUGAGUUUGCGGUAACAUGGGCUAGCCAGGAAGAGUUGGCGUUGCUUCACACAAACCUUCCAAUUGUGUCUCGCCACCACGUUAGCUUCAUCACAGCAAGGCUUUUCAUUGGAAUUGGAAGAGGUGAGUUGCUUCCAUCCAAGGAUACACGUCAUUUGUUGUUACAAACAUGGUUAGAACCGUUGAUUAAUGACUACGGAUGGUUACAACAUGGGCGGAGAUCGUUUGACCGGAAGCUCGUGGAGGAGGGAAUUGGGAGGACAAUCCUCACACUGCCGCUAGAGGACCAGCAGAGAAUCUUGCUUGGUUGGUUGGGAAGUUUUUUGAAGGCAGGUGAUAAUUGCCCUAAUCUUCAGAGUGCUUUUGAGGUAUGGUGGCGGAGGACUUUCAUUAGACCAUAUGUCGAGCAAGGGAAUCUAAGUACUAAUGUGAGUGAGGGAAGCACUUGAACUUGAAAGGAAUGAGAUCUAGCUGGUGAACUGUUUGAAGUUAAAAGAGUGACAUGAUUUGGAUAAUUUCUUCACAAGAAAUUCCGAAAUGGGGAUGGUGAAUGUGGGUUUUUUGAGUGCUUGAUGUUGUAGAAAUUUGUGGCAGGAAUGUAAUAUCAAGAUCUUUGGUUGUGUGAAUUUGAUUUUUGUUCAUAGCUGGACUGCUAUAAUUUAAAGAGAAUGGUUUUUCUCCUAAUUGAAAUUUAGUUAUACAUAGUUUUGCGUAGUUUGUUC
Camellia sinensis is the source of this 2874-nucleotide messenger RNA. Its product is annotated as BTB/POZ domain-containing protein At3g50780-like. NCBI's taxonomy places the organism in Eukaryota, Viridiplantae, Streptophyta, Magnoliopsida, Ericales, Theaceae. The record is from RefSeq and is a predicted model, not a curated record.